UUGCAACAUCCGGUGAUUUAUCUACCUAGGUAUUUAUUACGGAUAUAACACUGAAAAUUCCGAGUAACACCAACAGAAUAAUGGCCUUACAUGUUGGAAGGGAUGGGUGUGGCGACCUAACCAUUUAGGAGCCUCUUAACACGCUCCUAUUUGGCUAUUUAUAUGUAUGACUACCUAAGUAGUUAUCCCAGUGGCUUCGACCGUCUGCUUUUUCAUUUUAACGCCUAUUUUGUUACUAGAUUCUCCUGAAAGAAAUAGAAGCAACUCUUUACUUUGGCCACAAUGUUCGAUUUGCCAAUGAAUAGCCCGGCUUAUUCGGAAGGUCCUUUUAUUUUAGUCUUACUUGGAAUCGUUUUAGUACUCGCAAGCUAUCUUUACAACUUGUACCUUCACCCUCUCGCCGACAUCCCUGGCCCAUUUUGGGGCCGUAUUAGUGGCAUUCCCUCGUGGUAUUAUACCUGCCGCGGUGAUCGUCACAUUUGGCUAUGGAGGCAGUUUCAGAUUCAUGGUGACAAGAUCCGCCCUGAGCCUAAUACUGUCCUCUUUCGCGAUCCAAAAGCAUACAGCGACAUAUAUAGCAUGAAGUCAAACGUGCGACGCAGCCGUUUUUACGAAGGAUUUAAGAAGAACGAACAUGAGGUUACAACUCUUUCUACCAUUGAUGUCGCUAAGCACGCAAAGCGACGUAGGCGUCUUAAUCUUUGUUUUACCGAGAAGUCUGUUCGUGCGGCCUCGAACUUCGUUAUCAAGCAUGUGGAUCGUUGGAUUGAACUUCUCAAGGAGGAACAUGGGCUUUCCACGGAGUGGUCUGCCACAAUAGACUUCACGGAUAAGAUCGAUGCCCUCGUUUUCGACAUAAUGGGGGAUCUUAGUUUUGGAAGGUCUUUUAAUAGUAAGGAACCGGGUGAAAAUCCAUUGAAAGAAAUACCACACAAUAUUGCCGAGUAUAUGCGAUUCUAUUACAUGAUGUGCCGCCUGCCCGUUCUCGAGGUUUUCCUCUGGCUUAAACCCCGUGGUGUGAACCAGCUCUUAAACCUGAUCGCACCGCCAGCAGCGAGGCGAUAUAACCGCUUCGUCAGCGAAAGCGUUACCAAUCGAAUCGCUCUACAGAGGCAGCAAGCGGGGAUGCCAGAAGCCGACAGACGUCAGGAUAUGUUCUAUUUCUUGGCGGAAGCACGAGAUCCUGACACAGGGGCUCUCGCCUACCGAGAUGGUGAGCUGCGAGCUGAAUCAAGCUUGCUCAUCAUUGCGGGAUCAGACACGACUGCUAUUAGCCUCUCAGGUAUUUUCUUUUAUCUCACCGGUAACCCCCAAUGCUGCUUAAAGCUUGUACAAGAGAUUCGAACGACGUUUGAGUCUGUAAAUGACAUCAUCCAUGGACCAAAGCUCAUGGGCUGCACUUAUCUACGAGCAUGUGUCGACGAGGGGAUGCGACUCACUCCGUCAGGUCCAUCCGAGAUGCCCCGUGAAAUCCUGUCAGGGGGCCUCAAUAUCAACGGGAGGCACUAUCCGGAGGGUACGAUCGUAGGAACAGUACCCUGGGUCAAUUCUCGCAAUCCAGCAGUGUAUGGAGAUCCUGAGGUAUUCCGACCUGAGCGAUGGAUAUUGGACGAAGCGGCUGGUGUAAACAAAGAAACUCUCGCAAGGGCUAAAGCUGGAUUCCACCCGUUUAUCUCCGGGCCGGGAAACUGCGUUGGGCAAAAUCUAGCUAUGUCUACAAUUCUAAUCAUAGUCGCUCGGACUCUAUACGAGUUAGACGUUAGAAGAACCCCUGGAUCCACUCUUGGAGGAGGUAAGGCGGAACUUGGAUGGGGACAAUCAGACCCGAACCAGCUACAGUUGAUCGACGCUUACGUUUCGUUGCGCCGUGGUCCUGAGCUGCAAUUCAAACUGAGAUAGGAUGAUGCAUGGAAAGUUGAUACAUGUAACUAACAUUCUUUUACCACCUAUAUAACCAAACACCGAAGGUACAACGAUUCUACAUUGUCAGUAGUCUAGCGUACGGAGAGGUACAUCGUGAGUAGUACUAAGAGACCUCUUUAUCGGCGUAAGGGAACCCCUAUUGCUGACGUGAGGACAAAAAGGCUAACUGUUCGAGG
Messenger RNA from Hypoxylon trugodes, 2099 nucleotides. Its product is annotated as cytochrome P450 monooxygenase-like protein. The transcript is spliced from 3 exons. Lineage: Eukaryota; Fungi; Ascomycota; Sordariomycetes; Xylariales; Hypoxylaceae. Bases 283 to 1899 code for a protein of 538 amino acids. The record is from RefSeq and is a predicted model, not a curated record. Gene Ontology annotation, molecular function: iron ion binding; heme binding; monooxygenase activity.